Messenger RNA from Naumovozyma castellii, 1005 nucleotides. RefSeq names its product Nbp1p (gene NBP1). Bases 1 to 1005 code for a protein of 334 amino acids. Lineage: Eukaryota; Fungi; Ascomycota; Saccharomycetes; Saccharomycetales; Saccharomycetaceae. The transcript has a single exon. The record is from RefSeq and is a predicted model, not a curated record.
AUGUUACAAUCAGUCCAACACUUCUUUACUGAAUUCUUUAAUAGAAGUCCUAAAAACAUCGACAACUGUGGUCGAAGGAAAAAAUAUUAUAAUGGACUAAAAGGCAUGAGAAGGAAAGAGCGUGGGAGAUCAUUGAAAAGACGGUCUGAUAGUGUAUUACACAGAGAGUUGUAUCCUUCUCUAAGCUCCGAGAAUAAACACUUCAAAACGGUAUCAGACCCUAAACCAAGUCGGCAAUUGAAAACUAGACGAAAUAGGAUUGAAAAAACAUAUAAUAAUUAUCCUAAAGUAAAGACAGUGAAAGAUUCAUUACUGAGAUCGUUAUUAAGUCGUUUGGGCACACUUUUUUCCAAUAAUGAGUACUCUAUGGAAAGAAUGCAAAAGACCUGUAACAAUAUAAGCGCUAUUGUGCAACCGAAUCCUUUGAAGAGUGGUGAAGAGCAAGAAAUAUUGGUGAGAAGGAUUACAGCAAGUAAGGCUUUUCAAAAAAAAUUAAAAGAUAUCCAAUAUGAUAAACAAAUGUUAACUCAACUAAAAAGUAGAGUGCCGGACAAAAAUAUAUCAUAUCGUUCUCAACUUUCUUCAAACAAUAUCACUGAAGAUAAAAUACGACUUCUGUCAAUAAAGAAUCGAGAACUGGAAACAGAACUGAAUAAAACAAAGGAUCUACUACAACUAACAAAGAAGGAUCUCAAAUUUGCUAAAGACAAAAAUGAUCUCCUUCAGUCAUUAUUGCGAGAUGAAAAAACUGAUGAAAAGUUUCUCCAAUAUAAAGCUCAUGUUCUUAAUUCAUCAACCGGAAACCCGGGUAGAAACGAUGGCUAUUUAGCUUCAAGCCCAUCAUCUCAAGAAAAUAGGGACAAUGACUUUGGUACACCCAACUACUACAAUAGAUAUCCAAAGAUUCCCAGUACAGAAGUUUUGAAAAAAAAUCACGGUCGCCAUGACCAUCAUAAUAAUUCCCUCUCCCCCAUAAGGAUUGAUUUUACAAAGUAUUCUUCCUAA